Ictalurus furcatus (blue catfish) is the source of this 1087-nucleotide messenger RNA. RefSeq lists its product as uncharacterized. The transcript has 2 exons. Lineage: Eukaryota; Metazoa; Chordata; Actinopteri; Siluriformes; Ictaluridae. The coding region runs from base 113 to 1087 and encodes 324 amino acids. The record is from RefSeq and is a predicted model, not a curated record.
CUCAGGUUUUUGCAUCUGACCACAGGUCCGAGUCCUCUAUCGACGACGCAUUAAAUAUGACUAAAUAAAGAAAUAAAAUCAGGGCUUGUUGACCAACGCAGAUGUUUUAAACAUGACUGCACCAGACAGCGAUGUGCUCACGCCGUGUCUUCUCCUCAUAUCCUCCGAUCAGGAGCGCUACCUCUGUGUCAUGGCGACGUCCGUGUCUUCAUCGGGGAGUAAAGAUCUCGGGCUCAGGAGUGCAUCGCUGCUCGGCAAAACGUCGUGGAUCUCCAUCAUGAGUGAGAUAAAAAACUUCACCGUGCCGUGUUUGGAUUUGGACACGUUCCUCUCAGCGAAGGUGAAACUGCGCCAAGAAGGCUUUCUGGAUUCCAACAUGAAAACCUGCUUGGAUUUUGCGAUCCAGACGCUGGAGAAAUUCCCUGCCUCUAAACGUCGUGACGUCUCUCUCACCUUUGAAGGAGAGAGGCAGCUGGUUCGGUUCACUGCAGGAAACCCCGUCCUGCUGUACGUGGUCCGUGUGGGUCAGAAAGGUCCAGAGCUUCAUCAGAAAGUCCCGGUUGGGUCUCGUCUCGUCCCCUCGUGCCUGAGCGAGUCUCACUUCGCCGGGCAUCGCUGCAGAGACGAGCUGGAGAGCUGCGUGGAUCGAGCGAGGCGCGUUUUAAGCGCGGAAAUCGAGUCGGAUCCGUCGUCUCAGAGCCAGCUGGAGCUGAGGAUCGUGUGCGGUGAGCUUCAGAUUACUUACACUACCCAGCAGCCUCAGCGCAGCCUUUUCGUCUGCCCUCGCCGUCGAGUGUGCUUCGGCAAAACGCUGAACCUGGAGAAGCUCCUGGAGACCAAAACACGUCUGGAGAGAAGCGGCGAGAUGAAGGAAGGCCUGCUGGCUUGUUUCCAGCACCUGCUGAUCAACUACAGUCAGUUUCAGGAGGAAAACAUCCGCGUCCUCAUCCAGAGUGACGGAGAGCUGGUGGAGCUCGUCUGCGGACGCGACGGAUACCACAGCACGCAGCACUUCAUCUUCACCGACGGACAGAAUCGAGCUCACAGCCACAGGGUUCAGGACAUGGAGCUGUGGGAGUACGAGUGA